Messenger RNA from Oncorhynchus masou masou (cherry salmon), 1210 nucleotides. Its product is annotated as retinol-binding protein 1-like. The coding region runs from base 131 to 535 and encodes 134 amino acids. Lineage: Eukaryota; Metazoa; Chordata; Actinopteri; Salmoniformes; Salmonidae. The transcript has 4 exons. Gene Ontology annotation, molecular function: fatty acid binding. The record is from RefSeq and is a predicted model, not a curated record. Gene Ontology annotation, cellular component: cytosol; nucleus. Gene Ontology annotation, biological process: fatty acid transport.
GGAUUAAAGGGAUUCUGGUUCAAAUAGGAGGCCUGGACAGCAGUCAUGCAUUCCGUCGCAAGUGAACAGCGAUAUCGGAUCUCCUUUGCCCAUUUCACCAGGAAGUAAGGAAACUAGAAACACAGCCAAUAUGCCAGUUGAUCUGAAUGGGUAUUGGAAAAUGAUCUCAAAUGACAACUUCGAGGAGUACUUAAAGGUCCUCGAUGUAAAUGUUGCCAUUAGGAAAAUUGCCACCUUGUUGAAGCCUGACAAAGACAUCAAUCACGAUGGUGACCACGUAGUCAUCAAGACCCUCAGUACCUUUAAGAACUACAACAUGGAUUUCCAUGUUGGCAAGGAGUUUGAAGAGGACCUGUCAGGGGUGGAUGACAGAAAAUGCAUGACCACUAUCUCAUGGGAGGGAGACAAUCUGGUGUGUGUGCAGAAGGGAGAGAAAGAAGGAAGAGGCUGGACCCAUUGGGUGGAGGGGGAUGAGCUUCAUCUGGAGCUGAGAGCUUGUGGAGCUGUGUGCAAGCAGGUCUUCAAGAAAACCUAAACCAGCACUGGAUUUACAGAAUGGCGCCCCCUACCUGAGCGCUCAAGAGAGACACAGACACAAAGAACCCUCUAAUACCCUCUAACCCUCUGUGACAAAGAACCCUCUAAUACACUCAUCCAUCCAUCCACCCACCCAUCCAACCAUCCAUCCUUCCAUCCUUCAUUCCAUCAAUCCUUUCACAUUUCUUUCCAUCAUUCAAACUAUCCAUGACAAGGGUGAUGUAUCUGUCGAUCACUUGUACCGUAACUCUGUCUCAGGGUGGGAGCUCCUUUGAUUGACAUGUUAUAGGUGUGUGGAUACAUUAACACUGAAGUACGUGUAGUAGGCUUUGUGAUUAGUGCCUCAAUCUCUAAUGGUGUCCUGAGUUUACAACUGGGGGUGAACUUGACCAGUAGGAAGGAGGGUUUUAGUAGAGUGAACAAGAAAAUGAGGGUGAGAGAGGUAAAGAAUGAAAAUGAAAUGGAGAGGCAGCAGAAGAUGUGACAGAUAGCUACUGGGCCUGUGCAGCUGAGUCAUCAUCGCCAUCUUAGUAGAAAACUUUACUACAAGUACUCAGUGUUCACAGUGUUGCACACAGUGUUCAGGAAAUAACAGCAGACUUUGUCUGUGUUUUUCCUCAAUUCCCUUGUCCCCUUGAUAGGAAAAAAUCACUCAAUAAAUGAAUCUCAACAA